This is a messenger RNA of Scophthalmus maximus (turbot), 2201 nucleotides long. It is a transcript of the gene rgp1, whose product is annotated as GP1 homolog, RAB6A GEF complex partner 1. Gene Ontology annotation, cellular component: Ric1-Rgp1 guanyl-nucleotide exchange factor complex; Golgi membrane. The record is from RefSeq and is a predicted model, not a curated record. The coding region runs from base 455 to 1615 and encodes 386 amino acids. The transcript has 9 exons. Gene Ontology annotation, biological process: retrograde transport, endosome to Golgi. NCBI's taxonomy places the organism in Eukaryota, Metazoa, Chordata, Actinopteri, Pleuronectiformes, Scophthalmidae.
ACGUGUUUUUCGAUGGCCGACGAAUAACUUUACCGACGUUCUACUUUUUUUUUGAUUGAUUCGUUAAAAACGUGACAAAUUAAUACAUAAUAUCACUCGCACAGUGGGCUACACUCAUCAUCAAGGCUAAGUUAUAUUUGUGGAUUUUUUUUCAAAUUCUUUAACAGUUUUGUUUUCCCUUGGUUCGUGAUUGGUCUUACGUCAGCGUGUAGAGGCAUUUCUACGCUCCGAUUUUUUUUUUCUUCUUGUUUACGUUAGCUGGAAUGGACGCUUACUAGGUAAAAAUAUGAUCGAAACCAUUGGCAACGCGGUCAAAUAUCGAGUUUUAUAGUUGGAGAAGUACAUUUGGUGUGCCCCGGGAUACGACAACGCUUUGGUAUCGACUGAGACCAAGAUUGCAGUGUGCAGCUUUGUUCGCACUCUCAACCUUGUUGUUGUCGUCCAACGUGUCCAGAUGAUCGAGGUGGUGGCCUCCAUGGCCCGAGGCCCCGUGUUUCUGGCCGGGGAGCUCAUGGAGUGUCUCAUAACGUUCACCAACCCGAUGUCCCACCUGUCCACCUCGGCCAGCAGUGAGAUGUUGGCGUGGGCCAGCGCCCAGAUUCACUGUCAGUUCCACGCCAGCGAGAGCAAGGUGGCCCUGCCGAGCCAGGGCAACAAACAGGACGUACAGGCCGAAAGUGACACGGUGCUUAUUCCAAGCAGAGGAGAGCGAGGGCAGUGUGUGCUGGACACACCACCGAAGAUACUUUUCUGUGACCUAUGCCUGGACCCUGGGGAGAGCAAAACCUAUUCAUACAGCGAAGUCGUGCCCAGCGACGGCCCUCCGAGCUUCCGUGGUCAGUCGGUGAAAUACGUCUACAAACUGACCAUCGGCUGCCAGAGAGUCAACUCUCCCAUCAAACUCCUGCGCGUUCCCUUCAGAGUGCUGGUUCUGCAGGGCAUGCCAGAGCCUCCAUUUCCCCAGGAUGAGGAAGUCUCCCCCUUGAACCCGUUCCUCGAGGAAGAGGAAGCGAGCCGCAGGGAUGCCCGGCCUCUGGAGAGAGCACUGGACAUGCUGAUGGUCACCACCUCGAGACGCUGCCCACACAUGUUCAACAUCACCAAUAUGCGAGGGAAAGUGGCAAAGUUCUGCAUCUUCAAAAUCGUUUACAGACUCGGGGAGGACAUCGUCGGCACGUUCAACUUCUCCGAGGGCGACAUUCCCUGCUUACAGUAUUCGGUGAGCCUCCAGAGCGAGGAGGAGAUCCAGCAGGAGUACCAGCGUCGCCCUGGCCAGGCGGUCAGCGUGACGGGACACGGGCGACACAUGGAGUCCUGCCUCCACACCGCCUCCAGCCACUUCUCCCUCCCCAUCCCCCUCAACGUCACGCCAGGUUUCAGCACAGACAUAGUGUCUCUCAGGUGGCGCUUGCACUUCGAGUUCGUCACCGCCCGGCAGCCAAUGGAGCCGCCGACCGUUCUGCAGAACCAAUCGGAGGUCACCGUCUGGACCGGGGCGGAGCACGUGGACGUGGACACCUUCAGCUGGGACCUUCCCAUCAAAGUACUGCCCACCAACCCGGCCCUGGCUUCCUACGUGUCCCAGUUCACGGGGACCAACAGCAUUAAUAUUUGACCGAGAGACUGUGAGCGUGUGACGAUCGGGUGUUAAUAUUUUGUGGUUAUGAGGGUAUCGUGAGAGACCGUUAGAUUUUCUUUCCAGAUGAGGAAUAUUUGCACAGAUGUGCACAUUUCUGGAAUAAUAUUGUUUUGUUUUUUUCAUUGUAUAUGCAGAACCAGUAAUGGACUUCAUGUGUUAAGUAUGCAACCUAUAAUUUGCCUUUUGUCGUAUGCAUUUUUUGAUGCAUCCUAACUUUGAAUACAUAUAUAAUACAUAUUCCUUAUCAGGAAGACUGACGCACAUUGACCGCGUGAAGUGCAACCAUCCCUGUGGUUGUUGUGCAUUUCUGUAUUCAUAUCAUUUUUUCCUUUUUUUUUGACUCCUUUAUUCCAUGCACACUUGGCAUUUCAGAUUUUUAUGAAACCGCCUCUUUCUUAUCCAAGAUUUUUUUUUUUUUACUGUUUUAACUGUCUUUCUUUUAACUUCAAAGGCUGAAAGAAAAGCUGUACUGAGCUGUAGAUACUACAAGAGGAAAUAUAAAAGUGUGAUUAAAAAUUUUAAUAAAUCGUGUGUGGGGCCUCGUCCCCGUCACUUCACAGAA